AUGUGGAAACCAAAGCUGAACUUCAUAACCCUCCACUACAUAUGGAUUCUCUUUUGCAGCCUGCUCGCUUUUGUCGUUCUGUAUCCUUACGGUAACCUGUCCGCAAUUGAUACCUUGUUCUUUGGCUGUAGCGGCUCAACUGAGUCUGGACUCAAUACCGUGGACGUCAAGAACAUGAAAACCUACCAGCAGGUUUACAUUUACGUGAUCCCGAUGAUCACCAAUCUCAUGUUUGUGAACAUGAUGGUUGUCGUCGUCCGCCUCUACUGGUUUCAACAGCGCUUGAAGGAUAUUGCCACCGCUGAGCCAAGAAACCCCGACGACUUGGAGGCCAGCAGCCCACCCGAAGACGACGAUGGUGCUGCUCCACGACGCAGUGAUGCUCCCGGGGACGAGCAAACUGGCAUCACCGAGUCAGAAGCCAAGCACGAGGCGUCCGAGCCAGCAACCAACCAUCUUCCAGCUAGAUCGACCACGAUCACUUUUCACGAUAAUCUACCUCAACCUCGACACAGCCAAUCUGAUGGGACAGUUCUGCACGUUCCUGGUCCCCGAGACCGUGAUGAUGGCCAGUCUAUGAUUGAAAUCGGCAACAAUACGGACAACGAUGAUGACAUCAUUCGCCCCGUUAUGUCGUCAGCCACAGGCUUAUCUCGACGCAGGCCGCACAACACUCACCUCGAAGGCCCGGCAAUGCGUGCUGCACGUUCAAUGGAGAAAGUUGCCUCAUCCGUCCUCGUCCUCGGACGUACCAAAUCUUCCGAACGCGAGUCGCGUCGUUCUGACCUAUCAACUCGGCCGCGAACCUCAGAUCUCCCUCAAUUAUCGCGCCAGGUCACCAUUGGACGCAACUCCCAGUUCUUUCAUCUAACUGAGCGUGAUCGGGAGAUCCUCGGUGGUAUAGAGUACAGAAGUUUGAAACUUCUUCUCAAGAUUGUUUCUAUUUACUUUUUUGGGCUUCAUCUUUUCGGGGUCGUAUGCCUGUUGCCCUGGAUCUUACACGCCCCAUCCAAGUAUACUACAUGGCUAGCGGAGAAUGGCCAAGGCCGGACUUGGUGGGCUUUCUACUCUGCCCAGACCAUGGUCGACAACCUUGGCUUCACUCUCACCCCGGACUCGAUGGCGACCUUUAAGGAUGCUACUUGGCCCAUGCUAGUCAUGACGUUUCUUGCUUUUGCCGGCAACACAUGUUAUCCCGUGCUCCUCCGCUUCAUCAUUUGGACCAUCUCGAAGUUUCUUCUUGACCACCCUAGAAGAUGCUACACUCUUCUUUUCCCCAGCCGGCCAACAUGGAUCUUGUUUGGCAUCGUCUUCGUGCUAAACUUUAUUGACGUUCUACUGAUUAUUGUUCUGGAUCUUGACAAUCCAGCAGUCAAUGAUCUCGCGAUGGGUCCUCGGAUCCUCUCAGCUCUCUUCCAAGCUGCGUCUGCGAGGCACACCGGCACCUCGACUUUGAACCUGUCUCUGGUCAACCCUGCCGUGCAGUUCAGCUUGCUCUGCAUGAUGUACAUCGCCAUCUUCCCGAUAGCCAUCAGCAUUCGCGCCUCCAACACUUAUGAAGAGAGAACUCUUGGCGUCUACGGUUCCGAAAGCCACCUCGAUGAGACUGAUGGCGCGUCAUAUGUCAUGACCCACGUACGAAACCAGCUCAGCUUUGAUCUAUGGUACAUUUUUCUCGGAACCUUCUGUAUCUGUAUAGCUGAAUCCCAGAGAAUCAUGGAUCUGAAUGAACCCGCAUUCUCCGUGUUUCCCGUCUUUUUCGAGGUCGUCAGCGCAUAG
Molecule: messenger RNA, 1779 nt
Organism: Colletotrichum karsti
Lineage: Eukaryota; Fungi; Ascomycota; Sordariomycetes; Glomerellales; Glomerellaceae
Product: trk family potassium uptake protein
Exons: 9
Coding region: 1-1779 (592 amino acids)
Biological process (GO): potassium ion import across plasma membrane; intracellular potassium ion homeostasis
Cellular component (GO): plasma membrane
Molecular function (GO): high-affinity potassium ion transmembrane transporter activity
Source: RefSeq, a predicted model, not a curated record